This is a messenger RNA of Hymenoscyphus albidus, 921 nucleotides long. The record is from the annotation of a GenBank genome assembly. NCBI's taxonomy places the organism in Eukaryota, Fungi, Ascomycota, Leotiomycetes, Helotiales, Helotiaceae.
UUGCUCAGAAUCACUCUAAUCUUACAACUUCUCAUCCCAUCCCAUCCCAUUUCCAAACUCCAACGACACAAAAGUCCUUCACACCCCAUCCACAACCCCCAAAAUGCCUACCAACCACCACACCCCUUCGCCUCCAACCUCACCACCAACGACCCCGCCGAAGUCUUCGCACUCAAGAAGGAGCUCCAAACAUUCACCCAGAUCACCGACACCCUACGGGCGCUCAUCCAGGAGGAGCGACACUUCCCCAUCUCCUGGGAGCGAAUGAACCUCACCGAGGCGCUGGAGAAUACGAUGGGAAGGUGGUUGGAGAUGCGAAGGCAUUUGAGGGAUGUUGCGCAGUUUGCGAGGGGAGCUGGGAAGCCGGUGGUGGAGGGAGAGGGAAAGGGAGAGGGAGAGGGAGAGGGAAUGAAUAGGGAGGGAAAGGUGGUUAAAGGGAUUGUGGAUGAGAUUAUCGAGGAGAUUAGGACGCUGAACGGGGAUGUGGAUAUGAACAAGAAUACCUCUUCCCCCAUCAACAUCACAGAGACGAGUGCAGGUAUAAAUACCUCAACCUCGAUCCCUAUAAUCCCACGUGGUAUAAACGACGUACGUCCUCCUCCCCCAUCCAUCUAUCCAUCCAUCCAAACUAACCCAUCCAUCCAGCCAACCAUCCCUUCCAUCCCAACCAUCACCAAAACCCCAUCCUCCCCCCUAACCCUCGGACUCAUCCUCAGCAUCUCCCUCCUCCUCACCCUCGUGGUCUUCGCAUAUAAACUCUACCGCUGGCACAAGUACGGGAAGCGCUCGCUGCGCACGCGGAUGGAGGAGAUGGAGUUGCGCGAGAUGGUUGUGGGGAAGGCGUAUGGGGGGCGGUAUAAGAAUCGGAGUCAGGUGACGAGGUAUAGGGAUGAGGUUGAGGAGGAGGUGGAGGUGGCUUGA